Molecule: messenger RNA, 6842 nt
Organism: Sphaerodactylus townsendi
Lineage: Eukaryota; Metazoa; Chordata; Lepidosauria; Squamata; Sphaerodactylidae
Gene: DLGAP1
Product: DLG associated protein 1
Exons: 16
Coding region: 931-3975 (1014 amino acids)
Biological process (GO): signaling
Cellular component (GO): glutamatergic synapse; postsynaptic specialization
Molecular function (GO): molecular adaptor activity
Source: RefSeq, a predicted model, not a curated record
GACUCCUCUUUCCGCUCUUGCCCGAAGUGGUUGGGGGGUGUAGGGAGGGAAGGAGGCAAGCGAGCUCCGCCUCUGCUCGUGCCAUAUUAAUGUGCGCGGCGGGGCCGAGGCUGAUUGACUCAUCUGGGGCUUCGCUUCCCACUGUCACUGCACACCUCCUUGCUGCACGUUGCAGCGCCCGGACCAGCAGGCAGCGCUUCUACCCUGGGCACACACAACACACUGGCGCGCGCGCGCACGCGGAUGGCACGCUGGGGCCGCGGCGGCUGCUGCUGCUGCAACUCUUUCCACCCAUCCAAGGAUUAGCCGCCUUUCGCUCGCCUUCUCCCCGGCUGCGUUUGCCUCUCGCCUCUGGUCAGCGUUUCAGCGCCUGUCAACAGACUUACGAAAGAAAGGUCCCACCUUGCAGCUGCAUAACCACACAGGGUCAUAGGAAUGCCUCACAGCAGUGGGAGUUCAUGGCUGCCUGUCCACGUAGCUAUGCAGCAGUGGGAGACAAAUCACUUACAGAAAACACAAGGCUAUGUUGUUAAGGAUUUGAAAAGGCUGUAUAUUACCUUCAUGGAUACAAGCAAGUAGACAAUGGUGCGUCAACCAUCUGUUCAAGCUUCUUGAGAAAAAGACUGCAGUGGAAACAUCAUGAAAAAACAGCCAAGGACCAACAUCUCAAGUAACAUCUAUACUAAAGACUAUACAACUUUCAUCUCUUUAAGCAUCCAGCAAGUAAAAAUGGAAAACUAAUUACAGCAGAUUCAUCCCUACUACAUAACAUUCUUCAGCUCUGACAAGAAGCAAGAUUAUCUAAACUCACCUGAUCAGAAGUCAAAGUAUUGACCUCUACAGAUCGCUACAAAUGGCAGGUUUCUCUGGGUGAUCUUUCAGUAACAUAAACAUACAUACUCAGAUGACGUUGGGAUAUUUUUCACAUCAAUGAUGAAAGGAUUAUCUAGCAGUCGCAGUCACCAUCAUGGGGUUGCCUGUGAGCCAGCAUGUGAUUCUUUGGUACAUCACUCGGACAGGAAGCCAUAUUUGUUAAAUCCUGUGGACCAUCAUCCUGCAGAUCACUCUUACUACACUCAGAGGAACUCUUUUCAGGGAGAAUGCAUGGUUCCCUACAAUGAUCAGAUUGCUAGCAGUACAUUCCCACGGAGACAUUACAAUUCCCACAAUGAACUUAAAGAUGAGUGUGCUUUGGUGCCACAUGGAACAGUCAGUAAAGCUAAUCGCAUCCCUGCUAAUCUUUUGGACCAAUUUGAAAGGCAGCUCCCUCUUAAUCGAGAUGGCUAUCAUACUUUACAGUACAAACGGACUGCUGUAGAACAUCGUAGUGAUAGUCCAGGGAGAAUCCGCCAUUUGGUUCACUCUGUUCAAAAGCUUUUCACAAAGUCUCAUUCACUUGAAGGCCCAUCAAAGGGCAGCAUCAAUGGAGGCAAAGCGAGCCCAGAGGAGACACAGACUGUAAGGUAUGGCAAGCGUAGCAAGAGCAAAGACAGGAGAUCAGAUGGAAAAUCCAGGUCUAAUGCAUCAGGAUGGUGGAGUUCAGAUGACAACUUGGAUAAUGAUGUGUGCAUUUAUCAUCAUGGGCCAAGUGGAGUUAUGACUAUGGGAAGAUGCCCUGACCGUUCCACUUCUCAGUACUUUAUGGAAGCCUAUAACACUCUUAGUGAACAUACUGUGAAGCCGUCCAGAAGCAAUAAUGAUGUCAAAUGUUCCACCUGUGCAAACCUGCCAGUAAAUUUGGAUGCUCCGUUAAUGAAAAAAAGCUCUUGGUCCUCUACGCUGACAGUGAGCAGAGCCCGCGAGGUUUAUCAAAAAGCAUCCAUGAAUAUGGACCAGACAGUGAUGAAGUCAGAGACUUGUCAACAAGAACGGUCUUGCCAGUAUCUUCAGGUUCCUCAAGAUGAAUGGUCUGGAUAUACUCCACAUAACAAAGAUGAUGAGAUUCCAUGUCGGCGGAUGCGUAGUGGCAGUUAUAUCAAAGCCAUGGGAGAUGAAGACAGUGAGGACUCUGACAACAGCCCAAAGCCAUCUCCAAAGAUUGCUGCACGAAGAGAGAGCUAUCUCAAGGCCACGCAGCCAUCACUUACAGAACUCACCACUCUCAAGAUAUCCAGUGAGCAUUCUCCAAAACUUCAGAUCCGGAGUCACAGUUACUUGAGGGCAGUGAGUGAAGUGUCAAUCAAUAGGAGUUUGGAUAGCCUUGACCCUGCAACUCUGCUUACUUCCCCCAAAUUCCGUUCCAGGAAUGAGAGUUACAUGAGGGCUAUGAGCACUAUUAGUCAGGUGAGCGAGAUGGAAGUAAAUGGUCAGUUCGAAUCAGUCUGUGAGUCAGUGUUCAGUGAACUAGAGUCUCAGGCAGUAGAAGCCCUGGAUCUGCCAAUGCCGGGCUGCUUCCGCAUGAGGAGCCACAGCUACGUGCGAGCAAUUGAAAAGGGCUGUUCCCAAGAUGAUGAAUGUUUGUCACUGAGGUCCUCAUCCCCCCCACGCACAACCACCACUGUGAGGACCAUCCAAAGCAGCACUGGUGGCAAACAUUCUGGGUACUCUGUCAAAGAUGUCCUCAUUGAAAUGAAAGACAAAAAGAAAGAUCUGUCUACUGCUCCUAAGAAACAGGAGCACAAGUCUUACAAAGUUUCCUCUUGCAUUACCACAUAUAAGAAGACACCACCUCCAGUCCCACCAAGAACUACCACCAAGCCUUUUAUCUCUAUCACAGCCCAGAGCAGCACAGAAUCUGCUCAGGAUGCUUAUAUGGAUGGACAUGGGCAAAGGGGAGAUAUCAUCAGCCAGUCAGGACUUAGCAACUCUACAGAGAGCUUGGACAGCAUGAAGGCACUGACUGCUGCUAUUGAGGCAGCCAAUGCGCAGAUCCAUGGCCCUGCCAGCCAGCAUAUGGGUAACAACACUGCCACGGUCACCACCACUACCACUGUUGCCACAGUUACUGCAGAUGACAGAAAAAGGGACCAUUUCAAGAAAAACAGAUGCCUAUCUAUUGGAAUACAGGUUGAUGGUGCAGAGGAAUCCUCUAGCUCAAACGACAACCGAGCAACCAGUAAGUUCCAAUCCAUAGGUGUUCAAGUAGAGGAGGAGAAGUGUUUCCGCAGGUUCACACGAUCAAAUAGUGUUACAACAGCUGUUCAAGCAGACAUGGAUUUCCAUGAGAACUUUGAAAUGUCCUUGGAUCCUCAAGAAGAUAAUUCAUAUCCUGGGCAGAUAUCAAGACAGUAUUCUCGAGAUGCAAGCACUUCCACUGUUAGCAUACAGGGCUCAGGAAACCAUUAUCAUGCCUGUGCAGUGGAUGAUGACUUUGAUGCAGAUUUUGAUCCUUCAAUUUUACCUCCACCGGAUCCUUGGAUUGAUUCCAUAACUGAAGACCCAAUUGAGCUUGUUCAAAGGUCAGUGUGUCAUAGAGAUGGACACUGGUUCCUGAAACUUCUUCAAGCAGAAAGGGAGCGUAUGGAAGGUUGGUGCCAACAGAUGGAGAGAGAAGAGCGAGAUAACAUCCUACCUGAAGAUAUUCUAGGUAAAAUUCGAACUGCAGUUGGCAGUGCCCAGCUUCUCAUGGCUCAGAAAUUUUACCAGUUCAGAGAACUGUGUGAAGAAAAUCUGAAUCCUAAUGCACAUCCAAGACCAGCCUCCCAGGAUUUAGCAGGGUUUUGGGAUAUGUUGCAGUUAUCCAUAGAAAAUAUUAGUAUGAAAUUUGAUGAACUUCAUCAGUUAAAGGCCAAUAACUGGAAACAGAUGGAUCCGCAUGACAAGAAGGAGAGAAGGGCUCCUCCUCCAGUGCCAAAGAAGCCAUCGAAAGGUCAGGCGCCACUCAUACGGGAACGCUCUCUGGAGAGCUCACAGCGUCAGGAGGCCCGGAAACGGCUGAUGGCUGCCAAACGAGCCGCAUCUGUCCGUCAGAACUCAGCCACUGAAAGCGCCGAAAGCAUUGAGAUUUACAUCCCCGAAGCCCAGACCAGGCUAUGAAGGGAUCCAAGCAAGAGGACUCUUAAUGGCAAGAAAUAUCUCUUGUAUAAUCUGCCCUUCUAGGUCCAUGCUCACAGACACCAAUAAGUAUUUGUAUGUCUCCUCCUUUUAUCUAUCUCUUCUCUCCCAAUGAAGUAACACUUCUGUGGCGUAGUUGUCAGUCCUCCAAGAGGUUUUCGCUAAUAAUCCUUGCUUUCUAAGGUUUGCCCAUGUCAUCCUAAUGCUUUGUCACAUGUACUGAUGCUACCACUUUGCCUCAUGUAAAAACUUCUACAAAACAUACAAAUGCUCUCUCUCUCUUUCUCUCUCUCUCUCUCCCCCCCUCCCUCUUACACACAUAAACACCUAUACAGUAGAUUCACCAAUUAACUCAUCCUUGGUCCUUAAAACUAGUCUGUUAUUUAAUGUACAGCAAUAUUCAAUUAUAUGGUAUUUUGGAGAUCCAGUAUUGCAGGGUAAUCUAAGAUUCUGUUGUCUUCCUCAUUAAGAAUGAAAGGAGCUCCAGCUCAGAAUCCCUUCUUCUUAUGGCUAUUCUUUUUUAAAAAAAACCAAACAGAUGGCACACAUUAUUCUGAUCCUGAGAAUCAUAACUUCUCACCUGGUAAAUUGUAAAGUACUGGAUACCAUUGACUUAAGUUAAAAAGUGCAGUGAAUCUUGCAGCUGAAUUGUACCUGAUUCCAUAGAGCCCUGCGGCUGCAUAAAGUGCUGCAUUUCUAUUUCCUCAGUCUUACUUCAGAACAAGUAUUUUUGAUUGGCUGAAGAUUGUAAAAUGAAUCUUUAAAGGAACAAUGUAUUUUUGAAAAGGCAAUAAAGGGAUCAUGCAAUGAUAAGAUGCAAAAGUGGGUGGAGGAAUAUUUUUGUCCAACUAACUAGUGAGAAUUUUCAAGACUGUAUAUUAUAUUGUCAAUUUCUAUUGUAAUGUAUGGAUUACAUCAGGUCCGGGGGGGUUUCCUUCAAAGUACAAAAAGUAUCAUUGGUUUUGUUGAUGUCUUAACUUUGGUGAGACUCAGAUAUCACGCAUGCAUUUACCAUCAUUUGUUGCUGAACUGCUGUAAAUGAAAUACAUGUUUGCACACUAAAAAUCAGACUGCUUAUAUCAUAUGCUUCACACCUGAGUGCAAAUUGCUCCUUUGGUCUGUUCUUUAAACAAAGAAAAGACUUAAUUUUAACAAAAUCAAGGAAUUAUCACAGGUCAUCAGCUGGUGAGAACUGUUUCUUCGCAGAAGUUUUUAAAGGCUGAACUGUAUAAGUAACUGUAAGUUCUUUUAAAUCAAGAGCAGGAACAAGACUGAUGAGAAAGCUCUCUGCCUCUGCCAUCUCUACAUCAGCUAUCAUGGCAGAAGAGAGGACAACAGGCUCCACAGAGUUUGAGAAUGGCAUCCAGUGGCAUCCUACUAGUAUGCACGAUAGGAAGUAGAUUUUAUAUGAGCCCUGCCCACAGAUAGGACCAGCAGAUUGUGCCUUUGUGGAGUUAGUGGGUUCACUCACAAAGCCUGGUGCACACCCUACUGACAUUAUCACUAGGAGGCUUUCCAUUGACUCAAGUGAGUAUAUUUGGGGUCUGAGCCAUCUGUUGUCCUUUUUCAUUAGUAUUCUCUCAGAUGCUAUGUUAAGAAUCCUAUUCCAUUUGUUCUUUGAAGCAUCCUUUUUCCUACCUGGGCACCCAUGUUGACCAUGGCAGGUUGUGGCCCUUACUUGUCACAAGACUAAGGGAGAUCUUUCCACGAAGAGAUGUUUCAUUACAAAGUGUGGAUAAUGUAUACUUUGCAUCUCACUGGAGGCGGCUUUCAGUGCCUCGCUCCUGAAACAUUCAGAACAUUCCAACUGUGAAAACCUUAAUGGCAGGGUUGGCAUAAUUGUGUAGUUCACAUCUGAAAGCAUCAUCAGUUACCUUCAAAAAGCUGACCUUUUCUGGAAAUGCACAUUAACAGGCCAUGCCAGGGCACUCCACAUAAUACAGCAUCGUAGGCAGGUGCUAAUUUUAAUUUUAUUCAAGAAUUUAUGAGAGGUGAUAGGUUCUGACAAGGAGAACUUUCAUAAAACGUUUGUAAACCACUAGAGAAUUUGCUACCUCUCCAAGCCAUUGGUAUAUCCUAGCUGUGUGUUUAUAAACAGGGCACAAGAUUAUCACUGUUGUGUUUUACAAGUAAAGGGCUAAUAAUUUAAUAUUUUAAAGACUUUUAAAAACUGAAGGAUGAAAAAUCCAAUAUAAACCGACACAUGCAUCGCAUUAAAUGAACUUGGCAAAAGUCUAAUUUGCAAGGAUUCAGCGCAUUGUAUUCACCAGGGUUGGGGUUUUUUUUUUAAAUUUUAUUUUUGCAACAUGUUUCACUAAAACUGUAGCAGCAAUGAAGGCUCACACACUGUCUGCAGUCUACAUAGUGCCAAUUGCCAUCUUUAAUCAUAAUCAUGUUAUGUAUUAAAGAGAUUUGGGAACUCAAACAUAUGAAGGUGUACAAAGCAGCAGCCAAACAAACAAAACACUUUUACAACUAAAUUGUUGACUAUUUGAACUUCUUUGGAACAGAUGUUAAGACUGGUUGGCAGGCUAUUGGAGAAUAAUUGUGUUUGGAUUAUGCAAUAAAUCUGAUAGCUUCGCAUAUUUGAAGCAUAUACACAGGUACUUACUAAUAAGAGCCCAUUAGUUUCUUUCCUAAAUAAAUAAAAUGAGGAUCUGGGGCCCAACAUUUUGUAGGUUGGGACUGAUAGAUUUAUAUGCCACAAAAUAUUUUGGGUAUGAAGUGUGAAAGGAUCUGUUAUUAGCAUGAGGCCUAAUCAUUCAUAUGGUCUCUGUGUGUGGACAGUACUGCUGCAUGGUUUUCCAGCAAACCCAGUCGACAAACAGAUUCUAAGCACUUGCAUACAA